Messenger RNA from Bacillus rossius redtenbacheri, 4813 nucleotides. RefSeq lists its product as uncharacterized. The transcript has 7 exons. Bases 1055 to 2305 code for a protein of 416 amino acids. NCBI's taxonomy places the organism in Eukaryota, Metazoa, Arthropoda, Insecta, Phasmatodea, Bacillidae. The record is from RefSeq and is a predicted model, not a curated record.
AAUAUAAACAUAACUGGUUUUAAUAUAAAACAAUUAAUUACCUUACAAGACUGAAAACGGUUAAAUACAACCAAUACAAGAUAAUUACACUGCAGCAAAAUGGCUGUAUAAGUAAUUCUUGGACCAGCACAUAUCAUAAAAAAACCUACAAAUAUAUACAUGACAAAACAAAUACCAUCACUGCAUUCUUUAAACCGGUAAUUGUUUUUAUAAAACUGCAUCAUGUACGUUAGUCUUUAUUCAGAGUCUGAUUCUACAAGAUUGGUUUGAAGGUUAAUUGUUGCAUUGGUUUUGUGUUCUGCAAGCCUCUUUGAAGAAUGUGUCAAAUUUAAUUCGACUUAGCUUCUUGAAAACUAGUUUUGUGUUUAUAUGUAUUUUUGUGUGUGAAACACAUAGACUUGUUUGCAUUUAUCAAACAUAUAUUGCAACAGAUACAGUAGCUACUACCUUUAUUAUUGUUUUAGGUAUAAAAAUAAUUAAAAUUAUAAAAAACCUAGAAUUGUUGGGAUUCAUUAUUUAAAAACCCAGAAACCCACACACCAUUGGAAAAACCCAGAUCUGGGUGGAAAAAACCCAUGAGUGGCAGCCCUGCUUGUAACAAUAUCGCUUUGUGCCUCUCCUUCAAGGCUUCAACGCCUUCCCCUGCGCUUCCUCCCCUACAUUCUUUCCCUUCUUUAUCUCUUAUUCGUCGUUCCUGCUCCCUCCCCUUUCACAAGCUCCGCCCAAGUGACCGUCAUCUGCGAUCGGGUACUGCGCUCAUUGGCCGUGGUGUUGUUCCAGGUGAAUUCUGAACUGAUACUAAAGUCUCUGAUACUUUUCAAGUGUACUCGUUUGCCGUUCCUGAUACAGGCGCGUAUCAGUGAUAAAGUAUCAGGUUGAUACUUUUUGACCCACCUCUAAAAUGAAUAUAUUUUAUUUCUGCCGCGGACGCAUGGCACAACAACCAAUGAGAGUAGUUUGCCAUUUUGGUGGGACUUGUGAACUGUUUAUUAUGGCCGAACAUACCUAUGCUGCAGCGAUGGAUGAGAAUAUGCGUGAAUAAUUGGCUGAAGAGAUGUCCCAAGAUGUAUAUUUAGAAGAUAAAACCGGGGAUAAUUUGCUAGUAGAAGUUGUGAAAGGUUACCCACACCUUUAUGAUUGUAAAUGUUACGAUUUCAAGGAUUUGAGAAUGCGAGAAAAUACAUGGCAAGAAAUUGCUGAAAUACUGCAUUGCACAGCAUUUGACUGCCAAUUCAGAUGGAAGCGCCUAAGGGAGCGAUACUGCAGAGAAAAAAAACUGCUUGAAGUGUCUGAAAGAAGUGGUAGUUGCCAAAGCUUCAAAAAGGAGUGGAUUUUGAUGAAGGAGGUGAGGUUCUUGGUUGCCCAUAUUCUUCUUCGAAAGCUAAAUUAUCUUGGUGAAAUCAGGCAGUUUUAUUUAUCCUUCAUGUAUCAAGUAGUGGAGUUUGACACUGAUAGUGGAGGAGGGGUGGGAAUUAUCCACUCUAAAUGGCUAACACCAAGAAAGAAAGAGUGUUUUUGGCCACCUUUUAAACAUUCUCAACAGUACAAUAAAUGUCUCAGUGACGGACAGCAUCCUUGUGGAAAAUGGAGAAUUUGUGCUUUGAAGAGAAAAUUCUACAUUACUGAUGACAUAUUAAAGGCCAGAGAAAAAUUGAAAGAUGCAGAAUUUGAAUCUGACAUUGCAACUGAAUAUGAGAAUGAAUCCUCACAGAAAAGGAAGAAAAGGCCAAACAGAAGAAUUUUAUACAGCAGUGACGAAAGUAGUAGUGAUGAAUAUGACACAAAUAACCAGCUAGCCCACAAGAAGUAUCCAUCUCCACCAGAUGUGGAAGUGGCUGAAGUGCCAGUGGCUGAGUGUCAAAGGUCUGUGAACACACCGUCCAACUCAGCAGAUUCUGUGUUCACUAGAGACUCUCGUCCUUCUCGCAGAAGUGUUAUUAAUUCAGAAUCGUCUUCCUCAAUUCUUUGUUCUGUGGAAAAUGGAAAUACUGUUAAUACUCAAGAUGUUACUGUGUCAGAAGAUUCCACCAGAGAGCAAGUUGGUUUACAAGUGAUUGCUAGACAUUUGGCCAAAAUUGAGAAGCGUUUGGAUGUUAUUCAGCAAUCUGUAUCAGAAUUAUUAAAGCAGACUUUACCAGACACUGUACAGAACAUAAAUAUUUUACCAGAAGAGUUGACUCUUCCAUGCGAGACUGAAGAACAACUCAACAAAGUGGAAGAAUGGAUAUCAAUCCCAGAAAAUAAGAUAUGUAUGCUGCUGUUAGAAGAAAUAAAUCCACUAGCAACAUCUGUGAUGAUGAUGUGAAUACCAUUUUACGGAACUGGUUCCGUUUCGCAAAGGACAGGGAUGGAGGUCGAGACAGCAGAAGACAGUCGGCUAAAUAGAAAAAGACAUCAGAAAAAUGUCUACUGUGGAAGUUCAAAGAGAACUAAUUUGCGAAAAGUGGCAGUUGGUUCAAAAGAAAUUUGUCAAGAAUUAUGUAAUGAAAUUCAGCACAAUUAUGUAAAUGUUACUGUAAACACACACACUAACAAUCAUGGUGCUGAUUCAAACAAUGCAGGUAUUUCUACAAAUAAUAAUGAUUACAUAUGCAGCAGUAUUAGUAGUAUAAGUAGUACUGAUGAUGAUUCUUCAGUUGAAGAAAUUGAAAAUUCUGAACUUAGUGCUAACAUUGUUCCUGUUGAACAAAAAUUAGUUGAUUGGAUGUACAGUUAUAACAUACCACAUAAUGCAGCAACAGCUUUGUUGCACAUUUUAAAACCACAUAUGUCAGGUCUGCCCCUUGAUUCACGCUCUUUGCUUCACACUCCAAGGUGCUCAGUAGUGGAUACACAUACCUCAGGCCUUUUCAAAUACUUUGGUGUAGAAAAAAAUCUAGUGAAAAGAGCCCUAACUGGAUUAAAACCUUGUCACUAUCCAUUGCUAAGAAACAUUUACAGGGACUAUAGUUCAGAAAAUAUGGUGACAAUUUCUGUUAAUGUUGAUGGACUACCAUUAUUUUCCAGUUCAAAUAAAUCAUUCUGGGUAUUGUUGGGUAUACUUGACCAGGCUGUUGACAGGUGUCCUUUUGUAGUUGCAGUAUAUUAUGCCUUCAGAUGCUACAGAAUUUCUUCAGCCAUUUGUAAAUGAAUGUGUGUUCCUUGAAAGAAAUGGAAUAAAUAUAACGAACAAGCACUAUAAGUUUUGUGUCAGUUGUGUAAUUGCUGAUGCACCAGCAAGGUCAUUUGUGAAAUCUGUAGUUGGCCAUAAUUCACUAGAUGGAUGUGAGAAGUGUGUUCAAAAAGGGAAAUACUAUGGUAGAACAACAUGGCCGUACAAAAUUGAUUGUUCACUGAGGUCUGAUGAGUCAUUUAAAUACAUGGAAUACCCAUACCAUCAGAAAUCAAUAUCAGUGUUAUCUAGUUUGCGAUUAGGACUUGUGUCUCAGGUUCCAUUGGACUAUUUACAUUUAAUUUGCUUGGGGGUAAUGAAACGAUUGAUACGCAUAUGGUGUGAUACUGGCCUUAGGAAAGGGAAGUUAAGUUCAAAAAGCUUUGAUACUCUUUUUAACAGAAUGCAGAUAUUGAGAAAGCAUACUCCUAAAGAAUUUUCUCGCAAACCAAGACCCGUGAAAUUGUUUAAAUUUUGGAAAGGUACUGAAUUCAGAUCUUUUUUAUUGUAUUUUGGACCAGUUGUUUUAGUUAAAGUUUUGCCCAGGAGUUUAUUUGAGCAUUUCAUGUUACUUCAUACGGCUGUUUAUGUUUUGGCAAGUGACAUCGGUGAACAAAACUCAUGGAGAAAGUAUGCAAAUGAUUUGAUGCAUGUUUUUGUCAAAGAAAUACCUGCAUUGUAUGGAAAGGAAGUACUUGUUUACAAUUUUCAUAAUUUGUUACACCUAGCAGAUGAUGUAGCCAAUUUUGGUAAACUUGAUCACUUCUCUGCUUUCCCCUUUGAAAACUUCCUGAAAAAAAUUAAAAACAUGGUUCGUGCACCAAACAAUCCAUUGCAACAAGUAGUGAAGCGAUUAGGUGAAGAUGCGUCGUGUUGUUUAAAAACAACAAAACAGUCAUCUGUUGUCAAAAAUGUUGAUGGUUCAAUAAGGUAUGUUGUGUUUGGAGAUCGUAAUAAAUAUGUAAUAGGCACAAAUUAUUCAGAUAGUUGUUUCAUGACUGUGAACGGUGAAGUAAUUGUAGUAAAUGGAAUUAAAAAGGCACUCUCUCCAGGAAUUUACAGUCUUGAAUGUAGUCGCUUUGAGAGUAAAACUGAUUAUAAUAAGUAUCCUUUAAAAAGCAGUACUUUAAAAAUUUACUUAGUGGAUAAUCUUGUAAAAUACAGGAAGUUAUACACUACACAGUUAUAUCGUAAGUGUGUUCUUUUACCGGAUUUCAAUGAUAAUGCGUGUUUUUUGUGUAUACCAUAUUGUAAUAUGGAUGUAUUUUAUUGAAGUUGUCCUGUAAGCAAAUAUAAAUGUACUUCGUUGACAUCCUGGAAGCAUUUGUUUUAUCACAAACCCCACAGUUCAAUCAUGUGUUAUUUACUGGCUUGGAAGUUAAAAUAAAUGUAUGUUUUUGUUUUUUCUUACUUGAUGUUUUGUAUAGUUUAUAUUACUUCAGCUCCAGUGUUUUUAAAAAAUUCUUUAUUGCAGUUCCAGGGUCAAAAUUACUCUGUGAUUACAAUUAUUAUUUUAUUUUUUAAUACCUAUGCAGGAAAGUAGGUAAUAAUAAUGUUCCUUACACACUAUUACAGCUGAAUCUUGUGCAGCAAUAAUUUAACCAUGCAUCUUUUUUUUGUUAGCUUGUAAGUUAUGUAUUGUAAUAAAAGUAUUUUUUUCAA